Puntigrus tetrazona (Sumatra barb) is the source of this 1056-nucleotide messenger RNA. RefSeq names its product leukotriene B4 receptor 1. Bases 1 to 1056 code for a protein of 351 amino acids. Gene Ontology annotation, molecular function: leukotriene receptor activity; complement receptor activity. The record is from RefSeq and is a predicted model, not a curated record. Gene Ontology annotation, cellular component: plasma membrane. The transcript has 4 exons. Gene Ontology annotation, biological process: complement receptor mediated signaling pathway; inflammatory response; phospholipase C-activating G protein-coupled receptor signaling pathway. NCBI's taxonomy places the organism in Eukaryota, Metazoa, Chordata, Actinopteri, Cypriniformes, Cyprinidae.
AUGGCAGUCCACUUUUUCACCAACACCACCCACUCUGGAAUGAGCAAUGUUUCUAAGACAGCUGUGAGAAGCAGUGCUGGGUCAAUCACAGGAGCUCUGAUCCUCUGCUUUUUGUUACCCAUUGGUGUUUCUGGAAACCUCUUGACCAUUUGGAGCAUCCUGGCUCGAACCCGGCACCGUUCCAUCACAACCCUCCUGAUCCUAAACCUAGCCUUUGCGGAUGGAUUCUUGAUGCUUUUGAUGCCUUUUUUCAUUGUUUAUUUGUUAAAACGCAACUGGAUUUUUACCCUGCCACUUUGCAAGAUUCUGCUGUAUCUCUGCAGUGCCAACAUGUACGCUUCUAUAUUUUUGAUAACGUUAAUGAGUCUGCACAGGAUGGUGGCUGUGGUGUGGUGGAAACAAGCUGGUGUCCUGACAGACCGGAAGGUGAUAAUUCGGGUGUUGAUAGGACUGUGGAUUUUUGCUCUAGGACUUUCAGUACCUAACUCUGUUUUCUGGACCACUUUCUGGAGUGCGCAAGAGCCAAAGUUUUUAAUGUGUGCAUGUAAACACCCACUGCCACGAGAUGUGAUACUGCAGCACUGUUUGGAAAUUCUGCUGGGUUUCUUGACGCCGUAUGGGCUGAUCAUAAGCAGUUAUGUGUGUAUCCUGCGAAGAAUUCGCAAGACUCGGUUUCAUAGGCACAUCCGUAGUGAGAAACUCAUUAUGGUGAUUGUUACCACCUUCGGCUUGACCUGGCUUCCUUUCCACACCAUGAAUAUGGUGGAGAUUGCUGGGACUUUUCUCCCAGAGGAUUCCCAUGCAAAAGCCAGACUACAGAAAAUCUGGUCAUCAUUUCGAGGCUUCAGCUCCAUUAUCACCUUUAUCAGCAGCUGCAUAAACCCAGUUCUCUACACCUUUGCUGGAAAGUCCUACAUUAAAGGCGAAGGCCUGGCCUUCAUGGCACGGCUCUUUGAAGGCUCAAGAUUUGAGUCCAUCAGAAAGAACCGGCAGAAUCAGAACAAUCAGGAUCAAGAAAAGAAAGAAGAGGUUGACCAUCUAAGAGACAGAAUCUGA